Octodon degus (degu) is the source of this 1457-nucleotide messenger RNA. RefSeq names its product TNF superfamily member 10 (gene Tnfsf10). Gene Ontology annotation, cellular component: membrane. The record is from RefSeq and is a predicted model, not a curated record. NCBI's taxonomy places the organism in Eukaryota, Metazoa, Chordata, Mammalia, Rodentia, Octodontidae. The transcript has 5 exons. Gene Ontology annotation, biological process: immune response. Gene Ontology annotation, molecular function: CD40 receptor binding; tumor necrosis factor receptor binding. The coding region runs from base 259 to 1011 and encodes 250 amino acids.
GUUUUCAGCUUUGGAAUGAGACUCUCACCAUGUCAGUGCUGGAGGGGACUUCAGACAUCUCCACAGGCACCUGCUCAGAGCUAAGGAGGAGCCCACACGGAAGAGGAGAAGCAAUGUAUCUGGUGACAUCCAGCUAAUUAGUGGCGGAGGCAGGCCAGGGAAGCAUGACCCAGGGGCCCUGACCCACACCUGCAUCCUUCCCACCAUACUCAACUUUAAUCAAAACACAAAGGACAGCUUGCCUACUUUCUUUAAAACAUGAACUUAUUCAAGAUGCAGGACAAGCUGUCCAAAAGUGCCGUUGCCUGUUUCCUAAAGGAAGAUCACAGUUCCUGGGAGCCCCAAGAUGAAGACAGUAUGAGCAGCCCCUGCUGGCAACUCAAGUGGAGACUGCAUCAGCUGGUUAGAAAGAUGGUUUCGACAACCUUUGAGGAAACCAUUCCUACAUCUCAAGAACAACAACUAAGUCUUACCCCAGGGAGAGACAGAAGGUUGCAACAAGGAGCAGCAGCUCAUGUAACAGGGACCACGCGGAAAAGUUCCAAGGCCUUAGACCUCGCAUCCAAGAAUGAAAAGGCUCUGGGCCACAAACUGCAACACUGGGAGUCAUCGAGGAAAGGACAUUCAUUCCUGAAUAAUUUGCACCUGAGGAAUGGAGAACUGGUGAUCCACCAAGCAGGGCUUUAUUACAUCUACUCCCAGACAUAUUUUCGCUUUCAAGAAAGUGAAGAAAACUCAGGAAUAAUUUCAAAGGAAGAGAACAGAAAGAAAAACAAACAAAUGGUACAAUAUAUUUACAAAUUCACGAACUAUCCUGAACCUAUAAUGCUGAUGAAGAGUGCUAGAAAUAGUUGCUGGUCCAAAGAUUCAGAGUAUGGACUGUACUCCAUCUAUCAGGGAGGUGUGUUUGAGCUUAAAGAAAAUGACAGAAUUUUUGUCUCUGUGACUAAUAAAAGCUUGAUUGACUUGGACCAAGAAGCCAGUUUCUUUGGCACCUUUUUAAUUAACUAAACGAUCUGGAAAGAAACAGCAAUAACUUAAAAGUGAAGAUUCAUUCUUUAAGACAAAAGACGAUGAAGAUGUAUAGAAUUUGUGAAGAGGAGCACCACAACUGGAAGUCUCCAAAAUACACAGUUUUAACAUCUCUGAAGCAGGAACAAAUUCUGAACAGCUUGUGCUUCUCACCUUCAAAAGUCAGCUUGGCCAACAUCACCGGAAUGGAGGAAGUGACUCCUCUGAACAGGGGAAGAAAUGGGCCAGGCAUUUGGGGACCCCACUGUCACUCUGGAUCCAAAUGUGAAGGCUCACUCUCCCACUCGCACCUGUCUCUGCACCUAUGAGACCUCUAGACCUUGCACUGGAACUGCAGAGCCUUGAGCCAGAAUAUACCUCUCCCCACUGCUUCAGUAGCUAGGUGCAAAGCAUUCUGUGGUGUGCGUGGGUCACCUGGGCCUUUU